This is a messenger RNA of Tribolium madens (black flour beetle), 533 nucleotides long. Its product is annotated as U6 snRNA-associated Sm-like protein LSm2. The record is from RefSeq and is a predicted model, not a curated record. Gene Ontology annotation, molecular function: RNA binding. Gene Ontology annotation, biological process: mRNA splicing, via spliceosome. NCBI's taxonomy places the organism in Eukaryota, Metazoa, Arthropoda, Insecta, Coleoptera, Tenebrionidae. Gene Ontology annotation, cellular component: precatalytic spliceosome; U4/U6 x U5 tri-snRNP complex; catalytic step 2 spliceosome. The coding region runs from base 56 to 343 and encodes 95 amino acids. The transcript is spliced from 4 exons.
AAAACAGAAAUUACUAGCGUCAUAACCUCAAAAAAAAAACGUAAAACGUUUGGAAAUGCUGUUUUAUUCAUUUUUUAAGUCCCUUGUGGGGAAAGAUGUAGUGGUGGAAUUAAAAAAUGAUUUAAGCAUUUGUGGUACUCUACACUCUGUAGAUCAGUAUUUAAACAUCAAAUUGACUGAUAUUAGUGUCACCGAUACGGAAAAGUACCCUCACAUGCUUUCUGUAAAAAACUGCUUUAUAAGGGGUUCAGUUGUCCGUUACGUCCAGCUACCCGCUGAUGAGGUUGACACUCAACUUUUACAGGAUUCCGCAAGGAAAGAGGCGACUGCUCCCACUAGAUAAUUUUAAAUAAGACAAUAAAUACAAUUACUAUUUAAUUUUUUUAUAAGUAAAGGAUUAAAAUGUCUGAACAGAAUUAGAAUUUCUAAUAACUUAAUUUUGAUCAUCGGAGAACAUUUGGUAAAUUAGUUUUAAAUUAGUAUAAGAAUUAUGUUUUCUUGAAGAUUAUGAAAAAUAAAAGUUAAAUUGUCAA